AUGAGUGAGGAGAAGGAAAGGGGGAAAAAGAAAAGGAAGAGUAAAACAAAAGAAAAGAAACCAAGGGUUGAAGCUCGGCCUGGGCAAAACGUAACGUCAGAGAUAGCAACUCCAGACGGGGUACGGAACACACCUUUUUGGCAAAGGCAAGCAAGGAAUGACAGGGCAAAUUUGCAACUCUCUCCCGUCUGGUUCGCCCCCCACCACCGCAAGAAGAUCAAGGAGAGGGCGAAAAGUGAAGGAGCCGUUAUGGAGCAUGGG
Trichophyton verrucosum HKI 0517 is the source of this 261-nucleotide messenger RNA. RefSeq lists its product as uncharacterized. The annotation marks the transcript as partial. The transcript has a single exon. NCBI's taxonomy places the organism in Eukaryota, Fungi, Ascomycota, Eurotiomycetes, Onygenales, Arthrodermataceae. The record is from RefSeq and is a predicted model, not a curated record.